Molecule: messenger RNA, 3154 nt
Organism: Tremella mesenterica DSM 1558
Lineage: Eukaryota; Fungi; Basidiomycota; Tremellomycetes; Tremellales; Tremellaceae
Exons: 7
Coding region: 117-3125 (1002 amino acids)
Cellular component (GO): nucleus
Molecular function (GO): RNA binding
Source: RefSeq, a predicted model, not a curated record
ACAGUACAUACAUCUUUCACACCCAUCUUCUCGACCGCAUAGCAUCGAGUGCAAACUCUCAAUCUCCGACUCGCGGUAUGUUAUCACGCUUCUAAACGUUUGUCCACCGAACAAUCAUGUCAAUGUCCGCCUCUGAGGCCCUCGGCAGGGCAAGAUCCUUACUGUCGGCCGCUGGAGGCCCUUCAUCCACUCAGGCCGAUCGCCGUGCAUGCAUCACUCAUCUGUUAACACUCCCCUCUUACUCGGUGUACGAAUGCAAAGCUACUUUCGGGACUCUGGUGGCCAAAUUUUUCGCCGAAUUCGAAGAUUUACAGGAUGGCGUGGUGGAUGGACUUCUGGACUUGUGCGAGGACGAUGAUGAAAAACUCCGAAUUAUUGGGAUCAAAGGUCUCGGAGCGACCGCAAAAGCAGAUCCGAAAUGGGUCAGAGGAAACGCUGGUGUUCUCCUUCAAUUGUUAGAGUGUCCCCCACUGGAACUUCAAUAUGUCCGAGAAUCUCUAUAUAAUCUACUCUCCGUUCGUCCUUCCGACGUCAUUGGUAUAAUGGCAGAUGACUGUCGUGGAUCCGAAGAAGAAACCGGAGCAUCUCGACGUAACAUCUUGGAUUUUAUCUCAGAAUCCACUACCGUCCUAGGGCCAAUACUUCAUUCAGGAAACGAUCUCAAGAGUGAACAAGUCUUUCGAGAUGGUUUCUUCGAAGUACUCAGUACAACAGCUAUAGCCGAGACGAGACAAGUUCUCAGUUGUCUCAUGCCACUCUCUACGAUAUCAGGCAAAAACUCUACGAAAGAAAUUGCUACUCGGUAUAUGAAAGCUCUCACGGAUAGUUUGCAUGAAGGAAGUUCGGAAGGUCUAACCGCACCUUUGAGCAAGUUGUUUGCUCAGUUUAUCGACAAAACCCCUCCGGUCGACGUGAGGGCCGUUUUGGCUUUUUGGGCAGCACACGGGGCGGUCAUUGUGAGCAUGGGGCUGGAGAAGGGGAAUGAUGUGGCGUUGAAAUUGAUUGAACGGUUGAGAAAAUGGAUCCCUCAGGCGAUGAUGGGAUGGGCGAAUGGAGAAACAGGGAGAGAUACCGAUUGGACGGAGGAGAAACUAUUGCCUCGGUUAUGCGAUACAUUACUGAAUGCUCUUUUGGCCGUAUGGCCAAAUAUUUCCGAAAAGUCCAGCGUGAUAUCACCUCUGGAGACUUUGCUUCAUAGCAUCUACUCUUUGCUUGUCAUGAAAGAUAGAAGGAGGAGAAUCAAAGCUCCUGAAUGUCGUGCUUUGCUCGACUUGUCUCGAGAUGCAGGACGGAUCGUAUCAAACAAAUCUUCCAGCGAUGUCAGGGCGUGGGAAAAUAUCCGUGUUAUUGCAGAGAUCCUUUCGGACCAUCAUCAAAAGAUCAUAGAUGUCAUACCCUCAUGGAAACCUAUCCCACCUGCCGCCCCUCGUUCUGCCCCAAUUCAACAAAAGCCCGCCGUCAUACCCACUGGACCGAGAAAUGAUCGCGAGCGGGAACGAGAAUCUCGAGAUCGUUGGGCAGGCCGUGAAGGACGGAGAGAAAGGGAAAGGGAUUUAUCUCCUACUCAACAUCGAGAUUCGAUCAAAGAACCACCCCGGGGUCCAGCACGGGAUCGAGAACAUCGUCGGGAAAAUCAGCAAAGGUCACAAGUGUCAAUUCCAACAGAGCCGAAACAAAUUGAACCUUCUCAGAAGUCGGAAACAAGAAAUCAUGCCAGACCGCCAACUCCGGAAUUGCCUCCUGCACGAAAGAUUGUUGAAACUCCUGUCGCACCUCCUGCCAAAGCUGACACCGUCAAAGUGAGGAAUGAGCGGCAACAUCAAAUUUCACCGGUACCUUCUGCGAUACCAGCGAAACGACAAGAAGCGACGAUUCAACCGUCUCAGGUAGUAAUAACUCAACCUUCCAUAUCAAAAGCUACAUCCGAUACUUCUCUCGCUUCUCGUUUAGGCCCUAUCCCUCCAACCAUCUAUUCAGCCAGUACGAAACCCAUCCCACCACCUGUCGUUCAGCCUAUGCCCACUUCAGUAGUUCAAUCUACUCCUUUACCUGCGAAAAAGACUUCUCCACCGGUAGUGGUCAACCCCGUCCUUCCCACCAGUAACAGUAUUGUCACCCAACCUCAGGCAGCUUCAACUAGUCAGAAACUCCCUCAGAAACUAUCACUAGCAGAACGUCUUGGUCCUUCAAACUCUAUGAAGCGAAGGAGGGAAGAUCAAUCCUCAACACCACCGAUUUCUCAAUCUAUCGAUCCCACACCACGAUCAGUCACAACACCCAAUCUUUUGUCUCGUCUCGGUCCACGAACCGACACCGUCAAACCACCGGUCAAUUCAACCGUUGUCCCGUCUGUUGUAGAUGGUACGGAUAGAGAACGUGAUGUUAAACGUACUCGAUCUUCUCUACCUGAUUCGAUUUUACAGAAUCAAGACUUGACGACGGAUCAACAAAUCCCAAUGACCCGAUUGACGUUACAAGAAAGGAUGGGAUUUGGAAUAAAUCCAACUUCUACAACUUCUUCUCUCCCUUUGAAACCUCUCAUUCAAAUUCAAUCAAAUCCAUCAAAUAAUUCUAUUAUCCCAAGUAUUUAUACUCAACCUCAAUCCAUACAGAAUUCUCAGUCUGUUCCACCAUCCAUAACCAUGUCUAUCCGGAAUUCUCACAUUGUCAACAAACCGUUACAUCUCACAAAUCCAUCUUACCAGAAUGGUAAUGGGAAUGGUAUUGGUAUCAGCAUCAAACCUCUCCCUCAGUAUCAACAACAGAAUACAGGAGGAAUGACUAUUCGAUCAAAUUCAAUGAACCAAUUUUCACAACCAUCAAAAUCAACUUCUGGAGCUAUAUCAAUUCGUCCUACCAUACAAACUCUCGAAGUAAAAGGUGCAGCUCAACAAUAUAUCAAAGGUGCAGCUCAACAAUCUAUAAAUAAUACAACAAAACAACAACCUUUAAAUGAAACUUCAACUGAAGAAGGGAUUAUACGUAGAGGUAGAGGAUUUAACAAAAGUCCAGAACCUGCAGAUUUGGUUUUACAAAGUUUAGGUAGAAAAGUUGGGUUUGGGACUGUACCGGGUAUGAGAAGGAUUAAUAGGAAUGGGGUUGGUUUAGCUAAUAGAAUAGGAUGAAGAUGUGAGAAUGUAUUUGUUUUGUUUUU